AUGGCACGUUUCCGAACCAGACACGUCGCCUUUUGCGCCUUCCUGCUCGUAUUCCUCUGGUAUAUGCUCCCCGAAGACGAGCUCGCGAUACACCUCCAUAAUCAGCCUCGUGGUGCGCCAAAUGCAGGGACCGCGGAAUUGGCGCGAUAUAUGAACGAUGCGAACCGUAUCCCGCACAUCGAGGCCAGCCGGAGCACGUUCAGCUGGAAUACAGUCGAGUUCAAGUACCCGCCCGAGCUCACGCCGAAGCUCCCCCCACCAGUGACGAAACGGCCCCGGAUACAGCAUCAUUUCCGACCCGAAUCGCGAAGUGUCGCUGCCGAACAAGAGCGAAGACGGCAAGAAGUGUUACGCGUGUUCACGAAGGCGUGGAUGAGUUACAAGAGGAAGGCAUGGAUGAAGGAUGCGCUGAAGCCGCUGAGCGGAAGCUAUGUGGAUCAAUUCAGCGGCUGGGCCGCGACACUCGUGGACAGUUUGGAUACCCUAUGGAUGAUGGGCUUGAGGGACGACUUCUACGAUGCUGUGGAGGCUGUCGCGACGAUCGACUUUGGACGAAGCACUUCUGGUCGCGUGAACACAUUUGAGACGAACAUACGAUACUUGGGAGGGCUGCUUGCGGCUUACGAUUUGAGCGGGCACGAAGUGCUCAAGGCGAAGGCAAUCGAGGUUGGAGACCUGUUAUACGCGGGUUUCAAUACGAAGAACAGAAUGCCCGUGGAUUUCAUCAGCUUUGAAGACGCAAAAGAAGGAAGCGGGUUACUUGUUGAGAAGUCUGUGGUCAGUGCAUCUCCAGGCACUAUCACGCUGGAGUUCAGCAGGCUAAGCCAAAUCACCGGCGACAACAAAUACUACGCCGCGGUAUCGCACGUCAUGGACAUGUUCUACGAGCAACAGAACAAAACCAAACUCCCUGGAAUGUGGCCGAUGACGGUCUCCAUGGCCAACGAAGACGCGAUCACAGGCUUCCAGUUUACCAUUGGUGGCAACGCAGACUCCUUGUACGAAUACCUACCCAAGGCACACGCCCUCCUUGGCUCUGCAGAUGCAAGCUCGCGCAAAUACGAAGUCAUGUCCCGCACAUUUAUGGAUACCGCGAUAGACGUUCUUUUCUUCCGGCCUAUGACCCCGAAGCAAGACGACAUCCUCAUCUCAGGCAACUGCGACGUACUGGAAAACGGCCCGAGCCUCGAUCCUGAGAGCGAGCAUCUUUCCUGCUUCAUAGGCGGUUUGUAUGCACUUGGCGGCCGCCUCUUCAACAGCGCGACCUACCUUGAUGCCGGCGCAAAACUUGCCCGUGGCUGCAUAUACGCCUACAAGUCCUUCCCAACUGGUAUCAUGCCGGAGCGCUACAACAUGGUGAAAUGUCCUGGUUCGGAUCCAAAGAAGCCUUGCAAAUGGGACGAAGAUUUGUAUGUUGCCGAAUGCGAGAAACGAGUGCAGUAUCGCGAGGGGCUGCCUAAAGGGUUCACGACGGCAAAAGAUCCGCGUUAUAUCCUCCGGCCUGAGGCUAUCGAAAGCGUCUUCAUCUUGUGGCGGAUCACUGGGCAAGAAGAGUUCAGGGAAGCAGCAUGGGACAUGUUCCAGGCUGUUGUCAAUGCAACUGAUACAGAGUAUGCCAAUGCGGCAAUCGAGGACGUGAACACUGUUGGCUCGAAACAAACGGAUUACAUGGAGAGUUUUUGGCUGGCGGAGACCUUGAAGUAUUUUUACCUGGUGUUUGCGAAUACAGACCUCAUCAGCCUGGAUGAUUUUGUGCUUAACACCGAGGCGCAUCCGUUCAAGCUUUCGAAGGUUUAG
Messenger RNA from Didymosphaeria variabile, 1797 nucleotides. RefSeq lists its product as uncharacterized. The record is from RefSeq and is a predicted model, not a curated record. NCBI's taxonomy places the organism in Eukaryota, Fungi, Ascomycota, Dothideomycetes, Pleosporales, Didymosphaeriaceae. Gene Ontology annotation, cellular component: Golgi membrane; endoplasmic reticulum. The coding region runs from base 1 to 1797 and encodes 598 amino acids. Gene Ontology annotation, molecular function: mannosyl-oligosaccharide 1,2-alpha-mannosidase activity; calcium ion binding. The transcript has a single exon. Gene Ontology annotation, biological process: carbohydrate metabolic process; N-glycan processing.